AAACACCAAGAUGAAUUGGAUGUUGCGAAAGCAUUCAGUUUUCCAAAAAACUCAAAGGAAAGAAAACUACAAUUGGACUACAUACGAAAUAAGGGAAAUUUCGAGCACAACAGUCAUGUUUUGGAAACACAAAAAGGAAAACUAAUCCCAUGUAAACAACCAGGAAAAAAAUCAGAGGGACAUAAAUUUGCACAUUGCAUUCACUGCUAUGGGCUGUUCUCAAGAAGAGCGAUGUGGCGGCAUUUCAAGGUCUGCAGCUUCAAACCCGAAAGUACUAAACCGGGUAAAAAUAGAGUUCAGGCAUUGUGUGCUUUCGCUGAACCUUCUCCAUCGGAAUAUACAGACGCGUAUUGGAAGUUCUUGAGUGUAAUGAUUCAGGACAAGAUUGCAGUUGCAAUUAAAGGAGACAACUGCAUCCUCAAUUAUGGUUUCAGGUUGUUCAAAAAGAAUGAGAAGAUUGUCAGUCAACACCAGUAUAUACGCCAAAAACUGAGAGAACUUGGCAGGCUUUUAUUGGAAGCUAAAAAAAUCACACAUGUGAAGACCAUUCAAGAACUCAUCAAACCUGAACAGUACUCCCAGGUUGUCAGAGCUGCAAAAAACCUAUCUGGAUUUAGUGAGGAAACUGGCAUAUACCAAUGUCCCUCUCUUGCACGCAAGGUAGGACACAGCCUGCAUUCGUUGGCUAUGUUUAUCAAGUCCGAAGGACUGAAAAAGAAAGAUAAAGAAACCAUUAAAGAUGCUGAGGAGUUCACACAGUUGUAUUUAGAGAGUUGGAGGUUUGAUAUUGCAGGCCAGGCAUUAACCCAGCUUAACCGGGCCAAAUGGAAUGCACCGCAACUUUUACCUCUUACACAAGAUAUCCAAAGGCUACAUUGCUAUCUAGAAGAAAAACUGCAUCAACAUCUCAAAGAUUUAAAAGAACAUCGUUCAUCCACAAAUUGGAAGGAACUUGCAAAAGUAACGCUGACUCAAGUUAUGCUUUUUAAUCUGCGGAGAGCAGGUGAAGUGUCCCGAAUGCGCCUGUCUGCAUACUUAUCGAAGGACACAUCAGAGGAACAGGGAGAUGUAAAUUUGGCCCUCACAGCGCUUGAGCAGAAGCUCUGCAGGCAUUUUGUGCGAAUAGCAAUUGUUGGAAAAAGAGGAAGGAAGGUUCCUGUUCUUCUAACCCCAUCAAUGAGAGAAUCACUUGAUGCUCUUACUGAGAGCAGAGAAGAAUGUGGGGUGCUGAAGGACAAUGAAUAUCUGUUUGCAUUGCCACAAUCUGACCAUUACCUCAGGGCUUGUGACUGCAUGAGGCAAUUUGUCAGUGAAUGUGCUGACAUAAAAAAUCCUCAAGCACUAACAUCAAUUCAACUGAGGAAACAUAUUGCUACCCUGUCUACUGUUCUGAACCUCAAAACCACCGAGCUCGACCAGUUGGCAGACUUCCUUGGUCAUAAUAUCGCUGUUCACGGGAAACACUAAAGGCUCCCAGAAAGCACCCUUCAAUUAGCCAAAGUAAGUAAAGUCCUCCUGGCAAUGGAACAAGGACGCCUAGGAGAUUACAAAGGAAAGAGCCUCGAUGAAAUACAAGUCGAUGUGAAUGAGACCAUUGACAUGGAGGGACCUUUAGCAGAGGACAUUGAAGAUGUCAGUAUGCUAGGAGAAGAUGGGUCAGACGAUGAGGUCAGCAUGUGUCAUCCACGCAAGAAUGUACCUCCACAUCACAAAGUCAAAACCAGGGAGUGUCUGCCACCGAUGUCAGUAUGCCAAGAGAAGAGGGGUCAGAAGAUGAGGUCAGCAUGUCAUCCCUGCAAGAAUGUUCCUCCACAUCACAAGUCCAAAACCGAAGUGUGUCUGCAAAAAAGAGAGGAAAACAAACGGCCGUCAAAAGAAGCUGGACCCCAGACGAGUGUGCUGCAGUGGACACACAUUUGAGGAGAUUUAUUGUAAUGAAUCAAGUUCCUGGUAAAGAAGAGUGUCAGCGCUGUAUUACUGCAGAUCCUCCAGCUCUCAGAAACAGGGACUGGAAAGCAGUUAAAUAUUAUGUUAAAAAUCGCAUUACAGCCCUGAGAAGAAAAGUCUAGUGUACCUAAUGGAACUGAGGUAAAACCAAAACAUUAGAGGUAGGAUCUUAAAAUGUUUUGUCUUUGGUUGUGUUCUGUUGUAACCUUUUUGUUGUUGUUGUUGUUGUUGUAGGGGUUUGCUCAGGUUUUAUGGCUGUCCAGUGGCCUACAAAUAUACAGUUAUACAAUAUACAGUUCUUAUUUAAUUACAUUUUUUAUUUGAUGGAUGUUGGAUGGAUAUUGAAUAGAUGUUUGAUAGAUGGAUGGAUGGAUGUUGGAUGGAUGUUCGAGAGCUGGGUGGAUGUAGGAUAGAUGAUGGAUGUUUGAUGGAUGAAUGUUGGAUGGAUGUAGGGUAGAUGAUGGCUGGAUGGAUGUUGGAUGAAUGUAGGGUAGAUGUUGGAUGGAUGGAUGUUGGAUGGAUGUAGGGUAGAUGAUGGCUGGAUGGAUGGAUGUUGAACAGAUGUUGGAUAUAUGGAUGGAUGGAUGGAUCUUGAAUAGAUGUUGGACAUAUGGAUGUUGGAUGGAUGUUCGAGAGCUGGGUGGAUGUAGGAUAGAUGAUGGAUGUUGGAUGGAUGUAGGGUAGAUGAUGGCUGGAUGGAUGUAGGGUAGAUGUUGGAUGGAUGGAUGGAUGUUGGAUGGAUGUAGGGUAGAUGAUGGCUGGAUGGAUGGAUGUUGAACAGAUGUUGGAUAUAUGGAUGGAUGUUGGAUGUGUGGAUGUGUGGAUGGAUAUUGAUAUAUUUAUUUUAAUACAUUUAUUUAUUUUAGGGCCUGAACACUGAAAGUGUGUGGGGCAUAUGUUAAAUAUUUCAAAGGAUUUUUCAUUUCUUUAAAUAUCUCUGUAUCAUUAUUUCAAAAUUUGAGGCUUCACUGGAAAGAACAACUUGUGUUAACAUGACAUUAUGGAUGCAGUCCAAUCAAACAUAAUUUCAAUGCCUAUAUAAGAGAAACUGUUGGGUUUACAUAAAAGUUCAGGCUGAUGUUGUUCAAACAUUGAGUGCAGAUUGUACAAACCUAGACAUUAAAUUAAUAAUUUGUUUUAAUCAUUUCAUAAAAAGUUUAUUGACUGACAACUGUGUGGCAUAAACUUUGUCAUUACAAUAAAAUUGGUCAUUUCAGUUUUGUCAUAAAACUGUAUUUGAAGCCGUAUGUCUUGUAAUCUGUAAAGGCAGAUGGAAAGUUUCACAUAUACAUAAUUACUCAUUACAAAAAUAACUAUUUUAGUCCAAAAUAAGGAAACUGGGAGUAAUAAUAAAGGCUGGUGUCAGCAGCUGCAGAUAGUGACCUUGGGCCCCAUUAACAUAUAAAAACUUGGUAUAUAUGUGUGUAUGUGGGCAGACCCCACAAGGGGCCAAAUACCGUUUUCGACAAAACUUGUGUUAUUAAUGAUUGAGAUUUUUUUUUUUUUUAGAUCUAAUGUUGUUUUUUACAGCAGUGUAGGACCACUGGAAAGGGUGGAUCCCACAACGCAUAAAAAAACUGGUGGGCCCCAUGAGUGGGCUUGCGCAAGAAUGUGUGUGUGUGUGUGUGUGUGAGAGAGAGAGAGAGAGAGAGAGAGAGUGUGUGUGUGUGUUUGAGAGAGCGAGUCUGUGUGUGUGUGUGU
Messenger RNA from Carassius gibelio (silver crucian carp), 3648 nucleotides. RefSeq lists its product as uncharacterized. The record is from RefSeq and is a predicted model, not a curated record. The transcript has 5 exons. The coding region runs from base 1522 to 1920 and encodes 132 amino acids. Lineage: Eukaryota; Metazoa; Chordata; Actinopteri; Cypriniformes; Cyprinidae.